Messenger RNA from Cheilinus undulatus (humphead wrasse), 2166 nucleotides. It is a transcript of the gene scg2a, whose product is annotated as secretogranin II a. Gene Ontology annotation, cellular component: secretory granule. The coding region runs from base 99 to 1865 and encodes 588 amino acids. The record is from RefSeq and is a predicted model, not a curated record. The transcript is spliced from 2 exons. NCBI's taxonomy places the organism in Eukaryota, Metazoa, Chordata, Actinopteri, Labriformes, Labridae.
GUCCGCGGUGCUGAAACCAGACUUCCACCGCGAGACUGACACAGAGAUGCUCAGUUCAUUCACGAGCCUCAAUAGAAACUAAUUGUAAAGGCGUUACCAUGCCAUCACUCCACAAGACCUCUACCAGGGGCAAAUCUUUGCUCAUGUGCUUGGCCAACCUCCUUCUAGUCCACUUCUACCUCAGCUCCUCCUGUGUUGGUGUUCAGGGAGCCUCUAUCAGAGAGCACAGACUGAGAGGAAGUGAGCCAGACCUCUACCAGACUCCUGAUGCCGACAUGCUCAAAGCUCUGGAGUACAUCGAAAACCUCCGUCAAAGAACCAGCAUGGACUCCCAGCAGCGUGGCCCCUUCGCUGCAGGGUAUGAUAAUGACCACACAGAUGAUGCUGAGAAGCUGCGAGCCAUGCUGAGGCUGGCGUCUAACCCCACGCAGAGCGAUGAAGAGCAGGAGGAAGAGGAGGGGAGGGAGGAUAAGAGUGAAGAGUUGCUCCAGGCUGUUCUCAGCACACUCAGGCAAACAGAAAAGGCCUCCAGACCGGCUUCAGUUCGCCCUGGUGUGCAGCAGAACCAGCAUGUCAUCAGGCCUCACAGGAAGCUGCCGCUUCUGUUUGAGGAUGAGGAAGAGGGGCCAGAUCAGGAGCAUGAAGGCCCCUUUAAACGCACCAAUGAGAAUGUAGAGGAGAAGUACACACCUCAAAAUCUGGCAACCCUUCAGUCUGUGUUUGACGAGCUGGACAAGCUUACAAGUGUGAAACCCAUGCACAAGCGCCAAGAUGAGGAGGAGGAUGAUGAAGAUGAUGAUGACAUGUUUAAUGUAAGGAAUGUAGACUGGAGUCCGCUGCAAGAACAGGAAGAAGAAGAAGAAGAGGAAGGGGAAAGGGAAGACAAACAUGAAGCAAACCGAGGGCUUGAUUAUGUUGAUGAUGACGAUGAAGAUGUGGAUGAUGAAGAGGAGGAAGAUGAUGAAAGCUACCCAGUCAAGAGGUCAAACGAUCCCGAUGAUGUUGCAAACCUGGUGGACUAUUAUCUCCUGAAGGUGCUAGAGAAAACAGAGGAAGAAGAGCAGAAACGUGAGAUAGAAGAAGAGGAGGAGGAGAAGAGAGCAGCUCAGAUGCAGUACAGUGAAAACAUAGAUCCACAGGCCAUUUACCAACUCAUCCAGAUCUCCCAAAAAUAUCAGAUCCCACCAGAGGACCUGGUGGACAUGCUCAAAACUGGUGAGAACAAAGACAAGUUACAAAAGAAUGAAUUAUUCAGAGCAGGAAACAAGGCCCCUCAGAUGUCCUUAAAGAAGACUCACAAGAUUCCUGAAGCUAAAUUUAACAGCAGGCACCAAAAGACCCCAGAGGAGCUGAGGACGGAGGAGAUAUUAAACAUUCUCGGGUUAGGGGGCACGGAGGAUCAAACUCCUGUCACGAAGCAGUACAAAAGCCCUCAGUCACGACUUCACACUCAGCCUACGGGGCAUCUUGGGGAAUCCGCUUCCACUCAACAGCGACGCCUUUUUCCUGGCGCUUUAAAGGAUGACUAUGACGACAGCAUAGACGAAGAUGAACUGGCGGCAUAUUUGGCAGCUCAGAUGCUGGCACAGUAUCAGAACCCUGUGUACAGUAAUGACAAGAAGCAGAGCCAAAAGCGUAAAGAGGUUGGACAGAGCAUGACGGGCUCUUUUGAGCAGGCGAUACAGGACUAUUUUGAUCAGAUGGACUCAGAUAAAAGCUCAAAUGAGAAGAGACAGACUGGGGAUGAUGAGCGGGGAGGUGAAAUGCAACAGCAAGGCAUUGAUAAUGAGGCACUGAUGAAAUUGUUGAGCUAUCUGAACCCAGAAACAGAAGAGAGUGAUGCCAAAACUGCCCAAGGAAUAUAAAUACAGUUGUAGAUAUAUAUAAAUAUAUAUAUAUAGAUAUAAAUAUAUAUUGUUUUGGUGAAGGGAGCAAGUGCAAAUAAAGUAUUUUGAAGAAUAAACAUGCAGUUAACUUGAGUUAUUCUGUAGUUUUGCAAAAUCUCUUAUUCAUUAGCAGAAAUAUGAGUGUCCAGACAUUUAAUUGAUGCUUUUUUUAUGAAUUUGUUACUCAAAAAGACAAAAAGAAGUACAUGUGACUCACCAGCCUUACAUUUUAAAAAUACACGCACUCACACAGACACACAGAGCCAAAAUGAGUGUUGGA